AUGGAUGUAGAAACGAAUUCAACAAUUCAUAAUAAUCAUGAAGAAGAAUCAAAAAGUAGUACAGUUAUUUUAUUUUUAUCAUUUGCUGUAUUAUUGGCAUGUAUAUGUAAAAUAAUAUUUUCAAGAGUAUUAAAAAACAAAAUUCCACUUCCAUUUACGAUUGCUGUUCUCAUUUUGGGAUUUAUAAUUGGUAUUAUUGUAACAGAAAUAAAAAAAGCACAUAACGAUUUUCUCUUUGGAGCAAUUCAGUUGAGUCAAGUAGAUCCUCAUUUAAUAUACUAUAUCUUUUUACCAUUAUUAAUAUUUGAUUCAUCAUUUAAUGGUCAUUUUCAUGUUAUAAAACAACAAUUAUUAUCAGCAAUUCUUAUGGCUGGUCCUGGUGUAUUUAUAUCAACUGUAAUUAUCGCAAUAUGUGCAAUUUAUAUAUUUCCAUAUAAUUGGUCAUGGUUACUUGGUAUUCUAUUUGGAAGUAUUUUAAGUGCCACAGAUCCGGUUGCUGUUGUCGCUUUAUUACAUGAUUCUGGUGCAAGUAGAUCGCUGGCUUCAUUGAUUGAUUCUGAGUCUCUAUUAAAUGAUGGCUCAGCAUUUGUUCUCUUUCUUAUUUUUCAUAAUAUUAUUAUUGGUGAAGACCAUAGUGCAAAAAAUAUAAUUACAAAUAUUGUUAAAUAUAGCAUUGGUGGCCCCGCUUUUGGUCUAGCUUGUGGUAUAAUCAGUGUAAUCGUAUUGAAUCGAAUCAAUAACGAACUUGAAAUUGAAAUAACAUUUACCUUUGGUCUUGCUUAUCUUAUUUUUUAUAUUGCUGAUGUUGAACUUGGUGUAUCAGCUGUUCUUGCACUUGUUGCUAUGGGUUUAUAUAUGAGUAAAUACAAAUAUUGUAUCAGUAAUAAUGUUCAAUCUUCGAUGACCAGUGCUUGGCGACUUGCUACUUAUUUUAUAAAUAUUCUUAUUUUUACUAUUACUGGUCUUAUUUUAGCGAGAUCAUUUAUCGGUACAGCUACCACGAUAACAGCAAGAGAUUUCGGAUUUUCAAUUGUAUUAUAUAUAAUGAUUCAUAUUGGACGAAUAUUAACUGUUGGUAUUUUGUAUCCAUUAAUAAAGUGUACUGGUGUACAUUUAUCAUGGAAAGAUUGUAUUAUUUUAAUAUGGAGUGGUCUACGAGGUAGUAUGGCUCUUAUUUUAGUUCUCAUCGUUAGUUUGGAUACAAAUAUUGAUGCAGUUAUACGUGAUCGUUUUCUAUUUCAUGUAUCUAUGAUUGUAUUACUUACUUUAGUCAUUAAUGGAACAAGCAGUACAAAAGAAAGUGAAACAGUUCUUUUACAAGCAUUUGAACAUAUGCGACGACGAACAUCAUGGAAAUUAUCAACAAUGAAACAAGAUGAAAAAUUUGCAAGCGUUGAUUGGAAAAUAUUGAAUCAAUAUUUACCUGAUAAAUUAUUAGAAGAAUUAGAUCAAGAAAAUAAUACAACUUUUCAUCAACAAUUAUCAGAAAUGGUACAUGUAAAUUCUCCAACAUUGACUCGACGAUCUUCUCGUCAAAGUAAUAGUAUAGAUUAUGAAUUACAAACAAUUCCAACGAUAUAUCAAACAAAUUCAAUUUCAAGUAGUCCAAUAACAAAAAAGAAAUUUUCAAGAAAUACAGAUACAAUAUUACCUGUUAUUGAUAUUAGACAUAGUGAUAAUAUUCAUAAUCAAAAUAUUCAAAAUGCAUUAGUUACUCGUUUUUUAACUGCAAUGUCAAUUGAUUAUGAGAAACAAUGGUAUCUUGGAAUGAUUCGUCGAAGUACACUUGAUAUUCUUAUCAAAUCAGUUGAAGAAGCAAAACAAAAAAAUUCAUUUCAACUUCAUUGGCAAUUAAUUGUUAAACAUUUUCGAUUGGCAAUUCUUCUUCAAUUUCUUAUUAAAUUUAAUUAUUUUAAUUUUAUUAAUCAAUGGAAAAAUCAAUUAUUUUUUGAUCAUAUUUUUCGAACUAUUGAACUAACUUUAAGUUUUCAUUCUGCUAAAACACGAAUGGAUAAUAUUCGAUUGCAAUUUCCUGAAUUAUCAAAUAUAAAUGAAAGAAUAAUGAAAGAAGUAUGUGAAGAAGUAAAAAUAUAUCAAUUAAAUGCAAUGCAUAUACUUCUCGAUUUACAACAAUCCUAUCCACUUUGUUGGACCAUGCAAAUGACAAGACGAUGUGCUCAAAUGCUUUUAAAAUAUGAAUCUGUUGCAAUUAUUCAAUUAUAUGAAACUGGUAUGUUAGAAGAAAAUGAAUAUUCACAUAUACUAGAAUUGAUUGAAAACAAACUAUUUUCUCUUGAAUAUGGACGUAUACAAAUGCCAGAAAAUCAAAAGAAAAUGCUUGAAGAUCCCUUUGAUUUAAUAUCCUAUUUCAAACCACUUUCUUCAGUUGAAAAAACCCAAUGGAAAUCUCUUAUGAUUUCUAAACAUGAAUGGUUUCAACCUGGUGCUGUUCUAUUAAGAAGACAUGAAAGAGUAUCAACUGCUUAUUUGAUUAUCCGAGGUAUUGUUCAAUGUAAAGAUGAUACGAUGCCUACUUAUUACAAAUGUGGUAGUAUAGUAGGAAUCGAUGCAUUAUUCUCUGAACAGUCUUUAUCGUAUGGUACUUAUACUGCUAAUGAUGGAAUUGUCGAAACAUAUUUAAUUGAUUCAGUUUUAUUAAAUUUGCUGUUAUCUGAUGAGAAAAUCUCUCGUUCUAUUUAUAAUGAAAUAGCACUUCAUAUUAUAAUGAAUAAUUAUAGCAAAUCUUUCGAUUUAAAUCAUGCACAAUUAAAAAUGCUUUUAAAUGAAAAGGUUUCAUUUUACAAAAACCAAUCAAAUUUAACAAUUGAUCUCGAAACACAUCAAAGACUAUUUCUUUUAUCAGGAACAAUGAUGCGUUAUUCAGAUGAAGAAGAAAUUAUUUCUGAUUCAUUACAUUUUAUUUUCGUUAAUUCUCCUACAACGUACAAAUUAGAUUCAUCUAGCAUUGUUUAUACAUGGACACAAGAAGAUGAAAUGUAUUGUUUAAAUGCUAACAAAUUUAAAAUUAAUUUUUCAAAUGAAAAUUUACAAGUUGAUUCUGUUGAGCCAUUUUAUCCCCUUUUUUUAGGCGAAUCAACCGAAUUUUCUCCACGACGUCAUUCAUCAUCAAUCACACGUCCAAUUGAAAAUCUAAGUAAUUUUCAAUUGAUACCAUCAGAAAUCGGAGUUCAAAAUGAAGCAACGAUUCCAGUAGAAUUUUCUUAA
Messenger RNA from Rotaria sp. Silwood2, 3225 nucleotides. Lineage: Eukaryota; Metazoa; Rotifera; Eurotatoria; Philodinida; Philodinidae. The record is from the annotation of a GenBank genome assembly.